CAACGAGCAUGUGCGGACCGCGUCUUCCAUCACUCCUGGCAAUCGGAUGCCUGUUGGCCCUGGCCUCAGCGGAGUCCCUGUCCGACUAUUAUCGGCAGGACUUCGAGGACUUGCCCAUCCCCGAAACCGAGUUCGAUGAACGUCCCGCGCGAUCGUCGUCAAUUCCUGCUCAAGCAUAUGCCGCACCCGUAAUCUACAAUUCUCAAUCUAGCUACUCAGCACCUGCGGCUCCAAGCUAUUCAGCACCUGCGGCUCCAAGCUAUUCAGCACCUGCAGCUCCAAGCUAUUCAGCCCCGGCCACUCAAAGUUAUUCAGCACCGGCCACUCAAAGUUAUUCAGCGCCUGCGGGUCCUAGCUAUUCAGCACCUGCCGCUCCAAGUUAUUCGGCACCCAAGUCUUCUUAUUCAUCAUCAGCACCGUCAUCAUACUCGGCCCCCGCAUCAUCAAGCUAUUCAGCACCUGCUGCUCCAAGCUAUUCAGCACCUGCCGCUCCAAGUUAUUCAGCACCAGCCGCUCCAAGUUAUUCAGCGCCUGCGGGUCCUAGCUAUUCAGCACCUGCUGCUCCAAGCUAUUCAGCACCUGCCGCUCCAAGUUAUUCCGCACCGGCCACUCAAAGUUAUUCAGCGCCUGCGGCUCCAAGCUAUUCAGCACCUGCUGCUUCAAGCUAUUCAGCACCUGCCGCUCCAAGUUAUUCAGCACCCAAGUCUUCUUAUUCAUCAUCAGCACCGUCAUCAUACUCGGCCCCCGCAUCAUCAAGCUACUCAGCACCAGCCGCUCCAAGUUAUUCAGCACCUGCAGCUCAAAGCUAUUCGGCACCUGCGGGUCCUAGCUAUUCAGCGCCUGCGGCUCCAAGUUAUUCAGCACCUGCCGCUCCAAGCUAUUCAGCACCAGCCGCUCCAAGUUAUUCAGCACCAGCCGCUCCAAGCUAUUCAGCGCCUGCGGGUCCUAGCUAUUCAGCACCUGCCGGUCCAAGCUAUUCAGCACCCAAGUCUUCUUAUUCAUCAUCAGCUCCGUCAUCAUACUCGGCCCCCGCAUCAUCAAGCUAUUCAGCCCCUGCCGCUCCAAGCUAUUCAGUACCUGCCACUCCAAGCUAUUCAGCACCAGCCGCUCCAAGUUAUUCAGCGCCUGCGGGUCCUAGCUAUUCAGCACCUGCGGCUCCAAGUUAUUCAGCACCAAGCCUUCUUCAUCAUCAGCACCGUCAUCAGACUCGGCCCCCGCUCACAAGCUAUUCAGCGCCAGCCGCUCCAAGUUAUUCAGCACCUGCCGCUCCAAGCUAUUCAGCACCUGCGGGUUCCAAUUAUUCAGCACCAGCCGCUCCAAGUUAUUCAGCGCCUGCGGGUCCUAGCUAUUCAGCACCUGCCGCUCCAAGUUAUUCAGCACCCAAGUCUUCUUAUUCAUCAUCAGCACCGUCAUCAUACUCGGCCCCCGCAUCAUCAAGCUACUCAGCACCAGCCGCUCCAAGUUAUUCAGCACCUGCAGCUCAAAGCUAUUCGGCACCUGCGGGUCCUAGCUAUUCAGCGCCUGCGGCUCCAAGUUAUUCAGCAGCUGCUGCUCCAAGCUAUUCAGCACCAACCGCUCCAAGUUAUUCAGCGCCUGCGGCUCCAAGCUAUUCAGCACCAGCCGCUCCAGCGUAUUCCGCACCGAAAUACUCUGGCUACGCCCGCAUGGGAGAUAUGCUGGGCUCAGCGAGAACUGCUUACGGAUCCGCCUCGGCCGGCUACGGAGGAUCUCCAUCCGCGGUCUCCAUUCCCGCUCAGCCCUGUCCCAAGAACUACGUUUUCAGCUGUCAGAGCGUGUUCCAGAAAGCUCCUUGCAGUCAAGGCUCUUCUUACUAAGAGAAUUUCGUUAUGGCAUUAUAGAGAAAUAAAAGCAAUAAAGUUGAA
Molecule: messenger RNA, 1883 nt
Organism: Drosophila obscura
Lineage: Eukaryota; Metazoa; Arthropoda; Insecta; Diptera; Drosophilidae
Product: DNA-directed RNA polymerase II subunit RPB1
Source: RefSeq, a predicted model, not a curated record